AUGAACAAGCACAAAUGUGGAAAUUUAUCAUCUUUAUCUUCACAAUCUUUAAAGCAAUCAAAGAUUGCUUCCUAUGCUUCAAAUUCACCACAAUCUGCUAAACUUAAAGAAUGUGAAAGAAAUAAAAUAAAGAAUUUAUUGGUUGAAUGGGUAUGCACUGAUAUUCGACCUUUUUCAAUCAUUAACGACAAUGGUUUACAUUCUCUUGUUCAAGAGUGUUCAAGAUAUGGAAAUAUUUCUGUUGAUCAUGUUUUAUAUAGUGCUCAUAGUACGUCUUUACAUGUUGCUAAAUUAGCUGAUGAAUAUCGAUUGAAAAUUCGACAAGAAUUAAUCGAACCUUUAGAUAAUCAAGCUGUAACUGUAUGUCCAGAUUUAUGGACAGAUCCAUAUCGGCAAAUUUCUUACUUAGGUAUAUCUGUAUGUUUUACUAAUAGUCAAUAUCAAUUUUUCACGUAUGAUCUUUGUUGUUCUCCAUUUGUUGAAAACAAUAAAACUGCUUCAAGUAUUAUUGCUGCUAUUAAAAAAGCUCUUGAACCUUUUGGAAUCACAGAUUUAACAAAACUCAAUUUUGUUUCAGACCGUGGUGCAAAUCUAGUCAAGGCACUUAAACCAUAUUCAACUAUGAAUUGUGUUGCUCAUCGAUUUAAUAAUGUUGUUAAAGCCAGUUUUUACCAAACAGUACGAAAAAAACGUACAAAUAAUAAAACUGUUCCAUGCCAAUCUCAAAGACUUGAAUUAACAUCCUCAUCUGAUUCAGAAAGUGAUAUUGAAGUUGAUGAAGGUCAAUAUGUGAAUAAUGGUGAUGAACAAGAAAAUAAAGGUGUUGGUGGUGAUAAAGUUAGUGGUGAUAAAAAUGGUUGUGAUAAAGGUGUUCGAUGUGCAACAUCAUCAUGCAUAAUUGAUUAUUCCACCAUUAAAUUAUCUGAUAUUCCAUCAGCUGCAUUAAAUAUUCUUAAUAUGAUUCGAUCGUGCAAAUCAUUGGUUAGAUAUGUGAAGAAGGUGAGACACAAGCAACUAAUUCUAGCGGUAAAACAUGAGAAAAGAUAUGGGACAUUUUCAGCAAGUCUUGUAAAUAUACGUAAUAUACUUGAUUGUAAAUAUAAAUGCAGUUGA
Messenger RNA from Rotaria sp. Silwood2, 1113 nucleotides. The record is from the annotation of a GenBank genome assembly. Lineage: Eukaryota; Metazoa; Rotifera; Eurotatoria; Philodinida; Philodinidae.